CUGAGGGCGGAAGACGGCCGCACCAUCAUGUGACCGCUGAAGUCAUCUGUUUAGUUUAGGUCCAGAGGAUGACGCUGAAUGUGUUUUAUAUACAAGAGCAGGUGCUACGGAUCAAGGCCAGCAACAAUGACCAAAUCAGUCAGUUACAGGCUCUGCAAUCACUGACACAUCUCCAGCUUGAUUUCUGGAGAGAGCCUUCCAGCACUAAUAUACCAGUUGAUGUCAGAGUUCCAAUUGAAAGUUUCCAAUCUGUAAAGGUGUACCUGGAAUCCAACAAUAUUGAGUACUCCGUAAUGAUAGAAGAUCUGCAGGAGGUGAUAAAUGCAGAGAAACAGGAGAUGGAACUCAAUGAAAGGAAGGAACGUAACUCUGGAGCUUUCAACUAUGGAGCUUAUCAUACUCUGGACAAUAUUUACAGAGCUAUUGACUUGAUUGUGUUGGAUUACAAGUCGCUAAUCAGCAAACACCAGAUGGGGUUUUCAUAUGAAGGGCGCCCUAUGUAUGUCCUUAAGUUCAGCACUGGCGCCAAUCGUCCUGCUAUUUGGGUUGAUGCUGGCAUUCAUUCCCGUGAGUGGGUCACCCAAGCUACUGCCCUGUGGACUGCACACAAGCUUGCUUCUGACUAUGGGAAAGAUGCAUCUGUAACGUCGCUAUUGAACAGUUAUGAUUUGUUUCUCCUGAUUGUCGCAAACCCUGAUGGAUAUGCAUUCUCACACUCAUCAGACCGUAUGUGGCGCAAAACCCGGUCUAUUAAUAGCGGUAGCGGUUGUGUUGGUGCUGACCCCAACAGAAACUGGGAUGCAGGAUUUGGGGGACUUGGAGCCAGCGCUGAUCCCUGCUCUAAUACAUAUCAUGGUCCUAGAGCUGAGUCGGAGUUGGAAGUAAAGACCAUGGCAGACUUUAUUAGGAGACAUGGCAAUAUCAAAGGUGUUGUGAGCAUUCACAGCUACUCCCAGUUAAUUCUCUUCCCUUAUGGAUACAAGUGCACCAACCCUGCUGACUUUACUGAACUGGAUAAUGUUGGCAAAGCUGCUGCUAGUGCGCUGAGCUCUCUGUAUGGCACUGAGUAUAAAGUUGGAACAAUCUGCUCUACGAUCUACCAAGCUAGUGGUGGAAGUAUCGAUUGGACCUAUGACAUCGGAAUCAAGUACUCAUUUGCCUUUGAGCUGAGAGACACUGGACACUAUGGCUUUCUGCUUCCUCCCACUGAGAUCCUCCCAACAGCAGAGGAGACCUGGCUGGGGCUGAAAAAGAUCCUGGAGCACAUACGUGACAACCCUUACUAAACAGGAUACUACAGUCUAUUGCAACGUGACAGUCACUGACUGUGACAAAACAUCAAUAAAAUACUCAUCCUGCUCUUCUUGUGUAUUAAAUGAAACCAAAAAUGUUCUAGUUUUUAAAUUUUUCAUAGUUACAUUUUUCUUACAAUACAAUUAUGAAAAAAUAUAUUUUGUUCUAGAGUUUGCGGAGAAUAGGGUGGACUAUAUAGAACUGGUCUGGAUACUGUCAUAAAUAAAAAGGCAUUUUCAGA
Messenger RNA from Pseudophryne corroboree (corroboree frog), 1534 nucleotides. RefSeq names its product carboxypeptidase A2-like. Gene Ontology annotation, biological process: proteolysis. The record is from RefSeq and is a predicted model, not a curated record. The coding region runs from base 69 to 1286 and encodes 405 amino acids. The transcript is spliced from 11 exons. NCBI's taxonomy places the organism in Eukaryota, Metazoa, Chordata, Amphibia, Anura, Myobatrachidae. Gene Ontology annotation, molecular function: metallocarboxypeptidase activity; zinc ion binding.